This is a messenger RNA of Vigna umbellata (rice bean), 921 nucleotides long. The record is from RefSeq and is a predicted model, not a curated record. NCBI's taxonomy places the organism in Eukaryota, Viridiplantae, Streptophyta, Magnoliopsida, Fabales, Fabaceae.
AUGGAGAUAAUAGCAACCACGAGGAGUACAGCUGGAGCGUCCACUUCCAACGCUACCCAUCAGGCCGAGUGGAGUUUAGAGAAUUUUCUUCAGCAUCACCCUGCCAAAUUCAACGGAAAAUGCCUUCCUGACGAGGCCGAUCAGUGGUUAAAAGAUAUGGAGAGGAUUUACAAUGCCAAGAGGUGCUCAGACGACAAUCGAUUGGCAUUCACAGAGUAUCUGUUGACUAGAGAAGCCAGCCAUUGGUGGGCGAGCAUGAAGAUGAUUUUGGCGGACGCUCAAAGCCCCAUCUCUUGGGAAGUUUUUAGAAGCAAAUUUUAUGAGGAGUACUUCCCCGAUAGCGUGCGUUUCGCUAAAGAGGUAGAGUUUCUGCAGUUGUUACAGGGUGGAAUGUCGGUAUCGGAGUACACCAAUAAAUUCAAGCACUUGGUGAGAUUUAAUACCAUGGCAACCAAUGAAGAGUGGCAGUGUCGGAAAUUUGAGAAUGGGCUGAGGAGUGAUUUGAAGUUACUGAUAUCCAUCCUAUGUAUUAGGUCAUUCCCUGCAAUGGUUGAGAGGGCCAAAGUGUUGGAGAAGAAUGUGGUCGAAGUGGAACAGCAGAAGAAGCAGCAACAAGCAGUUAGAGGACCGGUUUUAACUAGAAAUAACCUGAAUCGGGGCAGAACACCUUACUCUCGUCCAGUGUUACCUUCGAACGCUAGUGGGUCUCACACCCAAUCUAUGGUUGCUGUCGGACAGUCUGGACAGCAUGGGGAAAUCAAAUGUCUUCAAUGUGGAAGACCCCACUACAAAUCAUCCUGUCCUCAGUUGGUAGGAGGAAAAUAUUGCACUCGCUGUAGAAGAAAUGGUCAUCUGGAGAGCGAGUGUAACAUGGGAGGACGAGCGGUCAUGAGGCCACCAAACUCGGGAAGAGCUCAAUAA